UGAGUGUUGUAAUGACCAAAACAGCCUCGACCGUCUCCUAUUAUAAAGUCCCUCCUUGUCUUACAUCUUAAUUCCCAGUCCUCAAAACGUCACUGAUACUGUAUUUUUUGCUCUUUUUUUUUUUUGUUCCUCUAGUUUGUUAGAUUUGGAAAUGUUGGGUGUUUUUAGCAGCUCUAUUCUGUCACCGCCAAAAGAGCUGGUGGCAGCCGGAAGCCGGACCCCGUCACCUAAGUUGACGGGGGAGGCUUUGGUGAACCGGUUCAUUAAAACCGAGCCGUCAGCUGUGUCAGUUCAGAUCAACGAUCUUGUCCAACUCGCCUACACUCACAACAAUGAAUCCGCUUUACUGCCAAGGUCAUUUGCUGUUAAGGAUGGAAUAUUUUGCUUGUUUGAGGGAUGUCUUGACAACUUAGGUAGUUUGAGGCAAGAAUAUGGGCUGGCCAAGACUGCAAAUGAGGUGGUAUUGAUGAUUGAAGCAUACAAGGCACUUCGUGAUCGAGCACCUUACCCUCCAAGCCAUGUUGUUAGUCACCUUCAAGGCAAUUUUGCAUUUAUCGUUUUUGACAAAUCCACUUCUACAUUGUUUGUGGCUACUGAUGAAGUGGGUAAGAUACCUCUCUAUUGGGGAAUAACUGCUGAUGGAAAUGUGGCGUUUGCCGAUGAUGCCAAUUUGCUGAAAGGUGCUUGUGGCAAGUCACUUGCUUCUUUUCCUAAAGGUUGUUUCUUCUCUACAGCAGUUGGAGAACUGAGAAGCUAUGAAAAUCCUAAAAACAAGAUCACUGCCGUCCCUGCAACUGAGGAAGAAAUAUGGGGUGCUAAGUUUAUGGUGGAAGCUGUUCUUACAGCCACAAAAUAGAGACAAUUCCCUUUUUUCAGAAGAGAUGAGCAGAUUGAGGGCAUGCAUUAUAAGUAGUAUCCAUGAAAUAAUAAUGUAAAUAAAUGAAUGGGAGUUACUUUGUCCCAAGCUCUUCUAUUUUUCUUCUGCUCUUUCCAAUUGAACCUAUUUGAAUUUAUGUAAAAGACUUUGCCAUUUUAGGCCUUUUCAUGGUUUCAGUAACUUCUUCACCUAAAUAUUACUAGUAAUAAAG
Messenger RNA from Solanum dulcamara, 1088 nucleotides. RefSeq names its product stem-specific protein TSJT1-like. The record is from RefSeq and is a predicted model, not a curated record. The coding region runs from base 152 to 856 and encodes 234 amino acids. NCBI's taxonomy places the organism in Eukaryota, Viridiplantae, Streptophyta, Magnoliopsida, Solanales, Solanaceae. The transcript is spliced from 5 exons.